Molecule: messenger RNA, 2933 nt
Organism: Pseudophryne corroboree (corroboree frog)
Lineage: Eukaryota; Metazoa; Chordata; Amphibia; Anura; Myobatrachidae
Gene: TAT
Product: tyrosine aminotransferase
Exons: 14
Coding region: 56-2086 (676 amino acids)
Biological process (GO): biosynthetic process; L-phenylalanine catabolic process; L-tyrosine catabolic process
Molecular function (GO): L-tyrosine:2-oxoglutarate transaminase activity; pyridoxal phosphate binding
Source: RefSeq, a predicted model, not a curated record
UGACACCUCUGAGGCUGAGGUACCUGCUCAGUCCAAAACUAAAAAAACUAAGGCAAUGCGAUCUGCCAGAUUUAACAAUGCAGAGAAUGAUGCAUUAAUCGACGGUGUUGACAAAUUUUAUGACAAGCUUUUAGGUAAUCACUCUGCUAAAACUCAUCCGAGUGAAAAGAUGAAAAUAUGGAGGAAAGUUGCAGAUAAUGUUACUGCAGUUUCUGGUGUAGUCAGGGAAGUAGAUAUAUGUAAAAAAAGAUACAGUGAUUGCAGGAGAUGCACCAAGAAAAAAAUUGCCAAACAGCAUAAUUAUAAAAAAGGUACAGGCGGAGGACCGGCAUUGGACAUAACUUGGCUGCCCUGGGAAGAAAAAAUCAUGCAGAGAAUGAAUCCGGCUAUGGUUCAGGGCUUGCCAGCAAGCAUAGGUAGCAGCAUUUCCAGGCCUGCUAUAAGCACAGAUAUAAGAGAAUCAAUGGAAAAACAUCAAGGUCCAUCCACAAGUGGUACUGCUCACAGACACUCUCGGCCUUCAGUCUCAAGUCAGGCACAAAAACAUACUACUUUCGAAGGUGGAAUUCGAGAAAGAACUCGUAAAGACAGUCAAGAAGGCAGACCGAGUAAAAAAAUACGCACUGCAGAUGUUGAAAAAAGGCCAAAAUACCAUCAACCUAAACAAGCAAGGAUGGCAUCAAUGGUCAGCAGAAUACACACUGAAGAAGGAAACAUGCAGACAGAUUCCUACAUAAUCCAGGUAAAUGGAUCUUCAGUCCACCCUAAGGUCCUCGACGUACACGUCAAUAUUCAGAGUCCCAAUGGCAUUGAGAAGCUCAAAAGCCGAAAAGCAAGAUGGGGAGUUCGGGCAUCAGAGAUGUCGAAAAAAACAUUCAAUCCUAUCCGAGCCAUUGUGGAUACCAUGAAGGCCAAACCCAAUCCCAACAAGCCAAUGAUCUCCUUGUCUAUAGGAGACCCCACAGUAUUUGGCAAUCUGCCGACUGAUCAUCAGGUCACUAAAGCUAUGAAAGACGCUAUUGACUCUCAGAAAUAUAACGGUUAUGCUCCAAGCAUAGGAUACCAGUCAAGCCGGGAAGUGAUUGCUAAGUACUACACAUGCCAGGAAGCGCCUCUGGAAGCUAAGGACGUCAUCCUGACAAGCGGUUGCAGCCAAGCCAUUGAGCUUGCUUUGGCGGUACUGGCCAAUCCUGGUCAGAACAUCCUGGUUCCAUGUCCUGGUUUUUCCCUCUACAAAACAUUGGCUUUGUCUCUGGGGGUGGAAGUGAAGCUCUACAAUUUAAAUCCGGAGAAAUCCUGGGAGAUCGAUCUAAAACACAUGGAGUCUCUGGUGGAUGACAAAACAGCCUGUAUCAUCAUCAAUAACCCGUCUAAUCCCUGCGGCUCUGUCUUCAGCAAGAAACACUUGCAAAAAAUUGUGGCCGUGGCCUCCAAGCAAUGCGUGCCCAUCCUGGCGGAUGAGAUUUAUGGUGACAUGGUCUUUGAGUAUGGAGCAUUUCAAGCUCUUGCUCCCCUGAGUACGAAUGUGCCGGUUUUGUCGUGUGGCGGUCUGGCUAAACGCUGGUUGGUGCCAGGAUGGAGAAUGGGAUGGAUUCUAAUUCAUGAUCGGAAAGAAAUAUUUGGCAAAGAGAUCAGAGAAGGCCUUGUGCGGCUAAGUCAGAGGAUCCUUGGGCCAUGCACCAUUGUCCAGGGAGCACUAGACCACAUCAUAAGCAGGACACCACAGCAUUUCUAUGACAACACCAUAAACUUCAUCAAGUCUAAUGCAAACUUGUGCUACAGGACACUCUCCUCUGUCCCUGGACUCUGCCCUGUCCGUCCUGCUGGAGCCAUGUACUUAAUGGUUGGGAUUGACAUGGAACAUUUUCCAGAAUUUGAGAGUGAUGUUGAUUUUACAGAAAGAAUGAUCUCUGAACAGUCUGUCUUCUGCCUCCCUGCUACUUGUUUUGAAUAUCCCAACUACUUCCGGGUCGUUCUCACGGUUCCAGAGGAAAUGAUGGUUGAGGCCUGCCGACGCAUCCGGGAAUUCUGUAAAGAGCAUUAUCAGGGUGGAGAGGCCACACUGGACCUGGAAUGUGACAAAUAGAUGAAAACCUGGGACAUUCUCUAUAUGAGCCUUCCAGCUAAUCCUCAAUGACUCCACUUGCCAGGCCUCCUUCAGCUGGCAUCCAAGUGUCAGUAUGCCAUUGUUCUGUGACCCCAAGACUCAGCAUGCUGUCAUGGUAGCACCCCCAAGUGUCAGUUUGGCAUUGUACGGGGACUCCCAAAUGUCAGUGUGCUACCCUUGGGGACCACCAAAUGUGUACCCCAAGAUAAGCAGUUCCAAUGGAGCGUAUUGCAAAUCUGAUAAUCAGAAGUCUACACAAAUACAUACUGUGCUCCUGAUUUAGGACUUAGGUAGGCAGGCUAUACCUCCCUAGAUUACACGUAAGCAACCUGUGAAGCUUCAGCUGCUGUUGAACUACUAAUUUCAGCAUGCCGUUGUUGCAGAAAAGGUGCCGCAGGACGUUUACCUCUGCCUAGACCAAAAAUUGUCUUAGCGUCACCCAUGUCUGACGCUACAGUACAGAAGUAUUAAGAGGUCACAGGACAGCACAUGUUUUAUUCAGCCACUUUAUACAACCUCAUUAUAUAGUCUGCGUGCCUUUCCUUUACGCUACCAGUUAUACCUUCAGGUGGUUCAUUACCAGUAUAUUUAUUACAGGAUGAGAGAAAUCCUUUUAUGUUAUUUUUGCCGGCUGUCCCGGCUGCUCAUUAUCCAUAGUGCAAUAUAGCACAUUGGACAUAAUCUUCCAUACAGUGUCACUUUUUACAUAUAUGUGCUAUAUCACAUUCUCUAAGUGCAUGCAGUCUUCCUAUACUAUAUAUCUAUUUUAAAUUAAAUAAGUUAUUGUGUGUUUUGUAUGAAUAAAUAUUGUUUUCAUUGUAAACGG